Penicillium manginii is the source of this 2829-nucleotide messenger RNA. It is a transcript of the gene orlA, whose product is annotated as putative alpha,alpha-trehalose-phosphate synthase subunit Tps2. Gene Ontology annotation, biological process: trehalose biosynthetic process; fungal-type cell wall organization; cellular response to heat. Bases 1 to 2829 code for a protein of 942 amino acids. Gene Ontology annotation, molecular function: catalytic activity. The record is from RefSeq and is a predicted model, not a curated record. NCBI's taxonomy places the organism in Eukaryota, Fungi, Ascomycota, Eurotiomycetes, Eurotiales, Aspergillaceae. The transcript has 4 exons. Gene Ontology annotation, cellular component: alpha,alpha-trehalose-phosphate synthase complex (UDP-forming); cytosol.
AUGUCUGAAUCAUCGAGCCCCGCGCAUGUGCCUGAUGGACAACCAAACCCAGUACUUGUCGGGCCAGGGAUGAAGGCUUUGCGUGAUGAAGCAUAUUCCAAAGCUACCAAUGCGACACCGAGCUUGGAUACAGAUAAAACACAUCCGGUCGAUAGUGAUGCGCCUUCAUACUUCGCCGGCAUCCCAGGGACCAGGACUGAGUCAAUGGACUCAUCAGAUUUGGCCACAUCGGGGGCUGAAUCCCGAAGAAAAACAUCCGCAGGGGAGGACCUACUUCGUCGUUUAAGCUUAACAGGACCAGCUUCGCCGAUGUCGCCAGGUAUCGACCCGCGUGAGGAACAUCCUGGACUACGCCUGAGUGGCCGAGUGAUUAGUGCCGCCUUCUGUAUUCCCUACAAACUCUACUUCAAAGCAGGCUCAGACUGGAUCGUGAAACCCCGGUCUGGCACCUCGGCUUUAUUCGACUCCUUUGCUCAUCUGGCAUCCGAUGAGACCCAUUGGUCACAUACCCUUAAGUUGAACCAAUCCUGGAAAGCAAGGUCCCUCUCCAACCAAUCACCUCCAACGCGGCAAGCAAAUUGCCCCCCUAGCUCCAACAACGCGAAUAUUCCCAUCAACAAAGCGGCCGCGCCUGUUCCCGUCAAUGCAAGUCAGCAACUACCCUCAAACCCCCUCGUUGAUGGAAUCAGCGUUGGUCGGGAAGAAAGAGAAGCACUUGAUCGUCAAUUGAAAACGGGCCGAUACGGCAAAGUCUUACCUGUCUGGCUGUCAGACGCCCAAGAGGAGCCGCAAGACACCGUCUUGCUCAAAGACCAAGGUCGAUGGCGCCGAUAUGCCGAGAGGGAAUUAUACCCUCUUCUGCAUUACAAGCAACAUGGGCCGACAGACGGGCGCUCGGAGCGGCGCUGGUGGGCUGAUUACACCCGCUUGAACCAGCUAUUCGCAGAUCGUAUCGCGGCAGAAUACCAAGAAGGCGACGUCGUAUGGAUCCAUGACUACCACCUGUUCCUUCUUCCAAGUUUACUGCGCCAACGCAUUCCCAACGUCUACAUCGGAUUUUUCUUGCACUCGCCCUUCCCCAGCAGUGAAUUCGUACGCUGUCUCGCCAAGCGCAAGGAAGUCUUGACUGGAGUCCUUGGCGCCAACAUGAUUGGAUUCCAGACCUUCUCGUACUCUCGGCACUUCUCUUCAUGUUGCACGCGGGUGUUAGGCUUCGAAUCUAAUUCGGCCGGGGUGGAUGCAUACGGCGCCCACGUUGCCGUGGAUGUCUUCCCUAUCGGAAUCGAUGCACGAGCUAUCCAGAAGGCUGCGUUCGGGGGUUCGGAUAUCGAAACCGCAGUAGCAGGCAUUCGCAAGCUAUAUGCGGGGAAGAAAAUCAUCGUUGGACGUGACCGACUGGAUAGCGUUCGAGGCGUGGCACAGAAACUACAAGCAUUCGAGGUGUUCCUAGAGCGGUAUCCCGACUGGCGUGACAAAGUUGUCCUCAUCCAGGUGACAAGUCCAACCAGCGUGGAGGAAGAAAAGGAGGAUCCCGAGAACACUAUUGCCGGUCAGAUUUCGAAUCUGGUUUCUACGAUCAACGGCCGGUUCGGUUCAUUGAGCUUCUCGCCUGUUCAAUACUACCCGCAAUACCUGUCGCAGUCUGAAUAUUUUGCUCUCCUACGUGUCGCCGACGUCGGUCUCAUUACCACAGUACGAGAUGGCAUGAACACAACAAGUCUGGAGUAUAUCGUUUGCCAGCAGACAAACCACAGUCCACUCAUCCUCUCGGAAUUCUCUGGUACCGCGGGUACCCUGCCUAGUGCCAUAAACAUCAACCCGUGGGACUUGGUGGGUGUCGCCGGAGCCAUCGACAAAGCCCUCCACAUGCCUGCUGAGCAACGCAAAGAACAACAUAUGAAACUCUAUAAACAUGUUAUCACCAACACAGUUGCCACCUGGUCACGACAGUUCCUGAAUCGCUUACUAACCAAUCUAUUAUCCUUCGAUCAAUCCGUCGCCACGCCCGCGCUUGAUCGAGCCAAGGUCGUCAAGCAGUACCGCAAAGCCCGCAGACGUCUUUUCAUGUUCGACUAUGACGGUACCCUGACUCCGAUCGUCAAGGACCCACAGGCGGCCAUUCCGUCCGAUCGAGUAUUACGCACCCUCAAGAGUCUCUCAGCCGACCCCCGAAAUGCAGUCUGGAUCAUCAGCGGCAGAGACCAAGCCUUCUUGGAUGAGUGGAUGGGACACAUUCCAGAGCUUGGCCUCAGUGCAGAGCACGGCUGCUUCAUCCGCCAACCUCGCUCAGACGACUGGGAGAACCUGGCAGAUCAGACCAACAUGGGCUGGCAGAAGGAAGUGGUAGAUGUUUUCCAGCACUAUACCGAGCGAACGCAAGGAGCCUUCAUUGAGCGCAAGCGAGUGGCAUUGACAUGGCACUAUCGUCGCGCUGACCCAGAGUAUGGAGCCUUCCAGGCCCGCGAGUGCCGCAAGGCCCUUGAGGAUACCGUCGCCAAAAGAUGGGAUGUGGAAGUUAUGGCAGGCAAGGCCAACUUGGAGGUCCGACCAACAUUCGUCAACAAAGGAUUUAUCGCUACGCGGUUGGUGAAUGAAUAUGGGCCGGAACCCGGAAAGGCACCCGAAUUUGUCUUGUGUCUGGGCGAUGACUUUACGGACGAAGACAUGUUCCGCGCGCUCAAGAAAUCCGGUUUGCCCCAAGACCAUGUUUACUCGGUCACUGUGGGCGCCAGCUCGAAACAAACGGACGCUAGCUGGCAUCUUCUUGAGCCGGCAGACGUCAUUAGUACGAUCCAGCUGCUUAAUAGCAGUUCGAACCAAGAUCACUGA